UGUGAUAGCAGCCAGGCUUGGCUCUGAAGCUUGACUCGUUGUUGUAAGGUGGACUUACUUCGAUACGUUGCACGUCUCUUAUCAAGUGGUUUUAACUGAGUAUCAUUCAAGAUGACGAGCCAUGGAUUGUCAAAAAUUAGCAAUGAGGAGAGGGAGAGUAGAUUUGGCUAUGUGUAUGCAGUGUCUGGUCCUGUUGUCACUGCUGAGAAAAUGUCAGGAUCAGCUAUGUAUGAACUGGUCAGAGUAGGAUAUUAUGAGCUGGUAGGAGAAAUUAUUCGUUUAGAAGGUGAUAUGGCCACCAUUCAGGUAUAUGAAGAAACCAGUGGUGUAACCGUAGGAGAUCCUGUACUACGUACGGGCAAACCACUGUCUGUGGAAUUGGGUCCUGGUAUUUUGGGCAGCAUUUUCGAUGGUAUCCAGCGUCCCCUGAAGGACAUCAAUGAACUUACAAACUCUAUUUACAUACCAAAGGGUAUCAAUGUACCAGCUCUGUCAAGAACUACAAGUUGGGAAUACAAUCCAUUGAAUAUAAAGAGUGGUAGUCAUAUCACUGGAGGAGACUUGUUUGGUGUGGUUUAUGAGAACACAUUAGUAAAGCAUAGAAUGAUUUUACCCCCAAAAAGUAAGGGAACUGUAACUUAUGUUGCUCCUCCUGGAAACUACACAGUUAAUGACAUUGUAUUAGAAACGGAAUUCGAUGGCGAAACGCACAAAUACUCUAUGCUUCAGGUAUGGCCGGUACGUCAACCUCGUCCUGUCACUGAAAAAUUGCCAGCUAAUCAUCCUUUACUUACCGGUCAACGAGUCUUGGACUCGCUCUUCCCAUGUGUCCAAGGUGGAACUACAGCAAUCCCAGGUGCCUUUGGUUGUGGUAAAACCGUAAUUUCGCAAGCUUUAUCCAAGUAUUCCAACUCUGAUGUUAUUAUUUACGUCGGAUGCGGAGAACGUGGUAACGAAAUGUCUGAAGUACUUCGUGACUUCCCUGAACUAACUGUAGAAAUCGAUGGUGUUACUGAGUCCAUCAUGAAGCGUACUGCUUUGGUCGCUAAUACCUCCAACAUGCCUGUAGCAGCUCGUGAAGCAUCUAUUUACACCGGUAUCACUCUCUCAGAGUACUUCAGAGAUAUGGGUUACAACGUUUCCAUGAUGGCGGAUUCAACAUCUCGUUGGGCCGAGGCUCUUCGUGAAAUUUCCGGUCGAUUAGCCGAAAUGCCUGCAGAUUCCGGUUAUCCUGCUUACCUUGGAGCCCGUCUGGCCAGUUUCUAUGAACGUGCGGGAAGAGUGAAGUGUUUAGGUAAUCCUGAUCGUGAGGGUUCCGUCAGUAUUGUAGGUGCUGUAUCACCACCUGGUGGUGACUUCUCUGAUCCUGUCACCAGUGCAACUCUUGGUAUUGUGCAGGUGUUCUGGGGUCUUGAUAAAAAGCUUGCUCAGCGCAAACACUUCCCAUCCAUUAACUGGCUCAUAUCGUACAGUAAAUAUCUGCGAGCCUUAGACGAUUUCUAUGACAAAAACUUCCAAGAAUUCGUUCCUCUUCGAACGAAAGUGAAGGAAAUCCUGCAAGAGGAAGAAGAUUUGUCAGAGAUUGUACAGUUAGUUGGUAAAGCAUCUCUCGCCGAGACGGACAAGAUUACUCUGGAAGUUGCGAAACUUCUGAAAGACGAUUUCUUGCAACAGAACAGUUACUCGCCGUACGAUCGUUUCUGUCCAUUUUAUAAGACCGUGGGAAUGUUACGAAACAUGAUCGCGUUCUACGAUAUGGCGAGGCAUGCUGUAGAGUCCACGGCGCAGUCAGACAAUAAAAUAACAUGGAAUGUCAUUAGGGACAGCAUGGGUAAUAUUCUUUAUCAAUUGAGUUCAAUGAAGUUCAAGGACCCUGUUAAAGAUGGCGAAGCAAAGAUUAGAGCUGAUUUUGAUCAGCUGCAUGAAGAUAUCCAACAAGCGUUUAGAAAUCUAGAAGAUUAAUUAUCAGAGGCAAUCAUACGAAUAUAAUUUCUCCACGUGAACGUUCAGGAAUCAUAUGCUGGUCAUUUAAGGAUGUCCUGGAUCUGCUGGGGAAAACAUACAUAUAUAAAACAGGCAUUCAUAAUCACGUAUCGCACACUAAAUUGUUAUAUUAGUUUCAAUAUUUAGAGCAUAAAAAUAUUGUACAUAAAAAGUUACAAAUAUAAAGUC
Dufourea novaeangliae is the source of this 2172-nucleotide messenger RNA. RefSeq names its product V-type proton ATPase catalytic subunit A. Gene Ontology annotation, molecular function: ATP binding; ATP hydrolysis activity; proton-transporting ATPase activity, rotational mechanism. Gene Ontology annotation, cellular component: lysosomal membrane; proton-transporting V-type ATPase, V1 domain. Gene Ontology annotation, biological process: proton transmembrane transport; ATP metabolic process. The record is from RefSeq and is a predicted model, not a curated record. The transcript has 12 exons. Lineage: Eukaryota; Metazoa; Arthropoda; Insecta; Hymenoptera; Halictidae. The coding region runs from base 112 to 1962 and encodes 616 amino acids.